Molecule: messenger RNA, 975 nt
Organism: Prorocentrum cordatum
Lineage: Eukaryota; Dinophyceae; Prorocentrales; Prorocentraceae
Source: the annotation of a GenBank genome assembly
GUGCUGCUGGAGCUCGCGGGCGCGCCCGAGGGCGCCCACGGUUGCGGGCCGAGGCGGCUGGGGCCGCUCCAGCUGGAGGCGAAGCCGCUGCUGGUCGGGCCCAGGCACCAGCCGGAGUUCUUUCGCAACCUCCUGCCGUUCCUCCCUGCUGGCACCGCCGAGGGGCCCCCGCACCUCUUCUGCCUGGCGUUCCUGGGUGAGGAGCGCUGGCUCUUCGCGGUGGUGCCGCUGCUGCUGAUCCGAGGCGACUCGACCCAGGUCACGCUCGACAGCGACGAGCUCGCAGUCAUCAGGCCUGGAGACAGGCACUCUGCUUCCAGCUGGCUCAAGUGGGAAACGACUCAGGGCACCUCGAUCUCGCUGAGCUGGCUCCUCAGGAGAGCGCCGGAGCGCUGCCUCACGGCUUCGGCCCCCGCCCGCCGCCAGGGCACGUCCGUGGCCGCCGCCGUGCCCUCUCGGACCUCGAGGAGCGCGGGGCGCGGCGGGCAGCUGCCCGCCCCCGUGGGCACGCGGCUGCCGGCGUGGGUGCGCCAGAGCCGCUUCGGCGGCCCACCGCUCGCCAGGACCCAUGGUGAGCGACACCACGAGACGGCUCCGCUGGCGCGGACGUUCGGGCGCAAGCUGCCCGCGUAUGAGUCAAAGCGUUCAAAACAAAUCACCAUCGAGCACUUCGAGAGCAGGAAAGAGAUCUCGAGCGGCCACGACGACAUCGUUUACGAGACCGUGCUGCUGUGUUUGUUGAAAGUGUCAGAGGCGGACACCGUCAUCCAGAACGACGGACAGGCCGUCUUUGGGAACUUGCAGGCCUUUGGCGCCGUCACAGGUUGCUUCCAGCACGACUGCCAGGUGACAGAUAAGUUGGCAGUGAGCUCCAUUGAGGCCUGCCCGCAGCUCUGCCUCUCCCUGCCGGAGUGCCGCUACUGGGUCUGGGGCCGGGAGGACCGGGCCGCGUGCCGCCCGCGGCGCCGCACGUAA